AUGUUUUAUUUCGGAGACCAUGUGUUGCCGUUAUUUGAGACCGGGAUUCCUCUUCUAAAGAAGCGUCUUCAUCAGCUUCCUGAUGCAGACAAGAUAGUUGUUGCGUUUCCGGAUGAUGGAGCUUGGAAACUAUUUCACAAAUUGUUGGAUCAUUUUCUGACGGUUAUCUGCACAAAGGUUCGUGAGGGCGACAAGAGGAUAGUUCGACUCAAGGAGGGAAAUCCUGCCGAUUGUCAUGUGAUCGUCGAUGACUUAGUGCAAUCUGGAGGCACCCUCAUUGCAAUCCAGAAAGUUCUGUUCGCUCAUGGAGCGGCAAAGGUGAGCGCGUACGUCACUCAUGUUGUUUUCCCGAAGCAUUCCUGGGAGCCGUUUACACGAAUGAGUGACGAAGGAACAGAUAAGGGAUUUGCCUACUUUUGGAUUACAGAUUCUUGUCCCAACACCGUGAAAUCCAUCGAAAAUAGAGCUCCUUUUGAAAUUCUGAGUCUUGCUGGAUCAAUUGCUGAUGCUCUACAAAUUUAA
Molecule: messenger RNA, 522 nt
Organism: Hibiscus syriacus
Lineage: Eukaryota; Viridiplantae; Streptophyta; Magnoliopsida; Malvales; Malvaceae
Product: ribose-phosphate pyrophosphokinase 4-like
Exons: 5
Coding region: 1-522 (173 amino acids)
Biological process (GO): 5-phosphoribose 1-diphosphate biosynthetic process; purine nucleotide biosynthetic process
Cellular component (GO): cytoplasm; ribose phosphate diphosphokinase complex
Molecular function (GO): magnesium ion binding; ribose phosphate diphosphokinase activity
Source: RefSeq, a predicted model, not a curated record